Centropristis striata (black sea bass) is the source of this 2975-nucleotide messenger RNA. It is a transcript of the gene bco1l, whose product is annotated as beta-carotene oxygenase 1, like. Gene Ontology annotation, molecular function: beta-carotene 15,15'-dioxygenase activity; carotenoid dioxygenase activity. The coding region runs from base 68 to 1642 and encodes 524 amino acids. The record is from RefSeq and is a predicted model, not a curated record. The transcript is spliced from 11 exons. Lineage: Eukaryota; Metazoa; Chordata; Actinopteri; Perciformes; Serranidae. Gene Ontology annotation, biological process: retinal metabolic process; carotene catabolic process.
AGUUACCAGGGGGGCUACGAAAGGACUGGUGCAUUCUGGGAAACAUAUCCAAGUCUCGCAGAGAAACAUGCAGUCGAUUUUUGCAAAGAAUGGAGAGGAAACUCCCGAGCCAGUAAAAGCUCAAGUGAACGGAUCCAUCCCGUCCUGGCUGCAGGGGACUCUGCUGAGGAACGGACCCGGUCUUUUCUCCGUGGGCAGCUCAGAGUACAACCACUGGUUUGACGGCAUGUCGCUCAUCCACAGCUUCACCUUCGGCAACGGAGAGGUGACUUACAGGAGUAAGUUUCUGAAGAGUGAGACCUACAAGAGGAACAUCAAGGCCGACAGGAUUGUCGUCUCCGAGUUUGGAACCAUGAUCUACCCAGAUCCCUGCAAAAACAUAUUUUCCAGGGCAUUCACACACCUGAGCAACGUCAUCCCUGACUUCACUGACAACAACUUGAUUAACAUCAUUCGCUAUGGUCAGGACUACUACGCCUCCUCUGAGGUCAACUACAUGAACCAGAUUGAUCCUGAUACGCUGGAAACUGUCGGCAGGAUUAACUACAGGAACCACAUCGCUCUGAAUUUGGCAACGGCCCACCCUCACUACGACAACGAGGGCAACACCUACAACAUGGGUACCGCCAUCAUGGGCUUGGGACUGCCAAAGUACGUCAUCUUCAAAGUCCCAGCUGAUGCUUCAGAUAAAGAGCACAAGAAGCCGGCGCUGAGGAAGGUCCAGCAGGUCUGUUCCAUCCCAUUUCGUUCCACUCUGUUCCCGAGCUACUUCCACAGCUUCGGCAUGACCGAAAACUACAUUGUGUUCGUGGAGCAGCCCUUUACAUUGGAUAUCAUUAAACUGGCCACCGCCUACUUCAGAGGGGUCAACUGGGGGAGCUGCCUCAAAUUUGAUAAGGACGAUACUACCUUGUUUCACGUCAUCAACAGAAAGACAGGAAAGGCCAUGUCCACCCGCUUCUACGGCGACGCCCUGGUGGUUUUCCACCACCUCAACGCGUACGAGGAAGACGGCCACGUGGUUUUUGACCUGAUCGCAUACGAGAACAGCAACCUGUAUGAAAUGUUCUACAUCCAGAACAUGACGCAGGAGACCAGCAAUUUCGUCGAGUCCAACAAGAAGUUCUCACCGCCGGUCGCCCAGAGGUUCGUCCUACCGAUCAACAUCAACAAGGAGUCUCCCCGAGGAUCUAACUUGGUGACUCUGACAGACACAACGGCCCAGGCGGUGAUGCAGGAGGACGGCACCAUCUACUGCAAGCCGGACAUCCUGUUUGAAGGUCUGGAGCUGCCAGGGAUCAACUACAACUUUAACACCAAGAAGUACAGAUACUUCUACGGCUCCAGGGUCGAGUGGUCGCCGCAUCCCAACAAGAUCGCCAAAUUUGACAUCCUCACCAGGAAACACAUCGAGUGGCGUCAGGAGAACUGUUACCCUUCAGAGCCGGUGUUUGUGGCAUCUCCGGGAGCCGUGGAGGAAGACGAUGGUGUGAUCUUAUCGUCCGUCAUCUCUCCGGAUCCGAACAUCUCUCCGUUCAUGCUCGUCCUCAACGGCAAAACCUUCGAGGAGAUCGCCCGAGCCUCGAUCCCCGCUACUGUCCACAUGGACCUACACGGACAUUUUAUCCCUGCAGCCGUCUGACACACCGGCUGGAUUCUUUAUUUAUUCCUUUAUGUAACUUAUGUAGCAUUCUGCUUCUGUGAUGGAGUCUCUCUUUAAUGUGCCGUUUAAUGCACUGGACACGAAGAAAGCAAAUAGAAAAGGCACUUUUUUAAGGGUCUGGAAUGUCGGAAGGACCCUCAUGUUAAUUUUCUCAAAUAAAUCACAUUUUGAGGAGCUAAACUCAACAAACUGCAUUGUCAAAAAAGAAAAAGAGGUUUUCUAGAAGCAUUUUGUGGGUUUUUGUUGUUUUUUUCUACAUCCACAAGUGCAAAAGCCAUAAAAAGAUGAAUUACUUUUAUUACAGAUAUUAACCAUAAAAUGGAAGUUGAAAUGUGCAAGUUAAUUUAUUAUAGAUUAAAAAGAAAAAAUAUUUAAUUGCUUAAUGGUUGAAUGUUAAAUUACAGUGUUGUUAUAUGUAAAUUAUAUGUAAAUAUCUAAAAAAUAUACACAUCAUAUUGCUGAAUGUAAACUGAAGGCAACUUUUUUUUUUAAAGUUAAACUUAAAAUUGAAUGUAAAAAUAAAUUUGAAACGUUGUAAAAGCAGAAAAAAGUCCCAAAAGUCCUAUUAUAUUAAUUUACAGAUUUCAACUUCCAUUUUAUGAUUAAUAUUAUAUGCAAGUGGGAUUUUUAAUAUGAUAUAAUCCUGUUCUAUGUAAUCCUGACUACAGAAUCCUGAAUUCUUGGUCAUUUUGCAAUAUUUUGUAGGUUUACAGUUUUGCUCUGCUCACAUUGUGCUGUAUUUCUUUUCGUCCACCUCUGUCAUAUUGUAUGUGUGUUUUAAGUAUACGUUUUGGACGGGUUGAUGGCUGAUUUCAUUCUCCUAGUACUUGUUACUCUGUCAGAUUCAGAUACAGAUUCUCCUUUAUUGUCAUUGCACAGUGAUAGAGGAUGUGUGUUUGUGGAGCCAGCAGAGGGUGCCCUGUUUCAAAUUCUGAAAAAAUGACAGUAAGUUUUUAAAUAAAUUCUUGAGGCCUUUCUUCUCCUCUAUGCCCUAAAUGUAAAAUAGAGAUAGGCAGUCUAAGUCAUUGCUUCUGGUCCUGCAGGAAUAUACAAACGUUCUGGCACAUGGUGGGGAAGGAGAUUAAUAGGAUUUUAUCUAAGAAUCUGCUAUGUGACCCAUUAUGCAUGUUGCUUGGGAUAUCAAAUUACUUUUUUGUUGAUAAAUAUGAGAAUAAAUUGAACAAAAUGUUAACUUUCUGUGCUAGAAAAUGUAUUCUAUUAAACUGGAUAACAGAUAAAGCUCCCUCUAGAACACAAUGGCAUGUUAUAAUAGAAUAUAUAUAUAUAUAUAUAUAUAUAUAUAUAUAUAUAU